CUGUCACACCCCUUUUCGUGCCUUGUCCUUGUGGUCAAAUGCAAGAAAAUAAGACAUAUUCUUGCAUUUUAAUAACAAACUAUUUAACAUACGUUGCAUCCUAGCAGCACCAUGGGAAAAUAUUUUCAUGCUUUCAUACUUAUUUGUUCUGGUUCAUGUUUCAUCAUCUCUCCACUCAUGGCAGGUGAUUUGAGGAAUGAUGUGGUCGUGGCACGUGAGGACACGUCUGUCAUUCUGUCCUGCUUUGAUUCACCACCCACAUCUUCUGUAAUGGUUACCUGGAAGAUGAUGACAACGAGGGAGGAUCGCUGGACAUAUUUGUUAUCAGCCAAGUGCACCGAUGGACAAACAGAUGGAAGCAGCAUAGAAUCUGGAGGCAGAACUUUUGAGAUCUCUGCAGAUGCCUCACUGAUCUUCAGGGCCACAGCAGCUGCGCAAGGACACUACGCCUGUGAGAUAAAACAGGAUGACAAGAAGCUACAUGAGAGGGUUGUUCUUCUCGCCCUGAUUAAAUUAACUGUCACUCCCACGCCCCCUGUCACAGUGGACAGUACUCUGAGACUGGCAGCUCAGGUGUCUCCCUCCUCCGUGGCUGCCUGGGGAACGUGGGUGUCUCCCUCGGGUGAACAGCUACACACUGAAAUCUCCUAUGGAACGGGCAGUCUGCUCAGCAAGCUGCCUCGCGUCACCAGUAAAGACAACGGAGUCUAUACCUGCAGAAUCCGUGUCUCUGGUAACAGUGACAGAUCUGUCUCGGAGCACCGGGUGAAUGUGACAGUGAAUGUGAAAGCAGUGUUUUCUUUCACAGACAUCACACAUGGAGUCGAAAGGUCUUUGGCAGCCCUCUCUCAUUCACUGGUCACUCUAACAUGUCCGUCUGUCCUUGGUGAUUAUGUGUUGGUCUAUUGGGUGAAGGCUGAUACAGAAAUAAUGGAGCUCAUAUUCCAGUUUGACCGCUGGAGGCGGAGCUACACAAACCAGACCAAACCCCAACUUCGUCUGAUAGACCCCGCCUCCCUGGCUGCUGCUGGGAACUUCUCCUUCCUGUUAAGGCCGACCCGGAUGGAUGGAGGACUUUACUUGUGCGAAGUCUUUCUAGAUGACAAGGUUUUCAGUCAAGCCAACAGACUCAGCGUUUUACAUGGAUACCCCAAGUCAUCCCGCACCACUCUGGAUCUGUCUUGUGUGUACUCUGAGCGAUCUCAAGUCAAAAAUGUAACGUGGUCGUAUGUUAAGAAUUCCACUCGCUCUCUGCGAUCACGUAGAGUUGUGGGCCGGAUCACAACCUCUGUAGCGCUCCCUGUGACCCCUGAGAGAGCUGGAGAGUAUGCCUGUACUCUGUAUCUGGAAAAUGGAAACUCGGUGCAAUAUACAUACACCGUCACAAUGACCAAUAUAGAACCAACCAUUUCUCCAGGCUCUGCACUGCCACCUGCAGUCUUUCUCACUCUCCCCCCAGCAGAUGAUUCACUACACCCUUAUGUUUCCACCUUCUCAUUCCUGCUGUUUCUGAUCCCCCUGAUUGCCGUAGCUGUUGGGGUGUUGCUAUGGAGACAGGGCUUUUGCGUCACCCGUCGAAGUAAGGCCCCGUUUUUGUCUUUCCCCCCCGAGUCUGUCCAUCAGAGAUCUGAAGGCUGUCAGUUCACCCAGGCAGAUGUUGAUGGACAGAACAAACCACACUGGAUUAAGUGUGAUAUGAAACCCUCGUGUGUCUGUGUUCAUGUAGAUGUCAAGCAAUCACAGUCUCACCACUCCAGAGAGGUGGAGAACAUCUAUGAAAAUCCUGAUGAUCUAAGACAGCAGACACCUCCCCAAGGCGCAGUCUACAUGGAUCUCAAGCCAAUGGGUGAAACUGAUGUAUAUAAAGAAUUAGAUAGGUGAAACAUGAUUGGCUGCGGCUUGCGGGGUGGGGGUUACAUACUCUCUGUGCAUUAAUCAUCCUAAAAAUGUUUUCUUUCUCUCUCUCUCUUUCUCUUUCUCUCUCUCUCUCUCUCUGUGUGUGUGUGUGUUUUCAUUUCAGAUACAACCAGUGCAGUGGUUGAGUUUAUUAAACAUAUAAUGUAUAUUGAGAUAAAGUAACUGUAUUUGAAAUACAACUUGUAAUUGACUUGUGUCUUAAUCUGUCAGUUAACUGUUACUAGUAUGGCACUCCUUCAAAGUUUCUCAUACGUUUUUAAUGACUUUUUCUCAUUUCAUCUUUUCUUUCUAUUUCUUAUGUUUUUUUCUUAUAGCAGUUUUAUUGUACUGUCAAUAAUAGUGCACUGUAAGAAAAAUAUGUUGGGAAAAGGGUAUAAAGUUAAAAUAAGGAUAUUUUCAGUGUGAUACUUUACUUUUAACCACAAAACACAAUACAAUGUAAUUCAAAAUAUGUGUAAAACACCUUUGAAAAUGUCUGUAAAUGUACAACUAUGGUUACCACUGUGUAAAGUUACAAUAAAUUCAUAUGGCAGUUGAUAA
Molecule: messenger RNA, 2457 nt
Organism: Carassius gibelio (silver crucian carp)
Lineage: Eukaryota; Metazoa; Chordata; Actinopteri; Cypriniformes; Cyprinidae
Gene: g6fl
Product: g6f-like
Exons: 10
Coding region: 112-1881 (589 amino acids)
Biological process (GO): positive regulation of ERK1 and ERK2 cascade; interleukin-15-mediated signaling pathway; T cell activation
Cellular component (GO): membrane raft; external side of plasma membrane
Molecular function (GO): protein tyrosine kinase binding; MHC class II protein binding
Source: RefSeq, a predicted model, not a curated record